Messenger RNA from Jatropha curcas, 2389 nucleotides. RefSeq names its product NAC domain containing protein 28 (gene NAC028). Gene Ontology annotation, biological process: regulation of DNA-templated transcription. Gene Ontology annotation, molecular function: DNA binding. The record is from RefSeq and is a predicted model, not a curated record. Lineage: Eukaryota; Viridiplantae; Streptophyta; Magnoliopsida; Malpighiales; Euphorbiaceae.
UCUUUACUUUGCUUUUUUCUUUUCUUUUCUUUUCUUUUCUCUCUCUCUCUUUUUGUCUUCUUAUCAAAACCCUCAUCACCCUCUCCUUCAUUUUUGUCUCUCUCCCUCCACAAAAAUCUUGCCCAUAGCUCUCUCUCUGUCUCUCCUUCUCUUAGCUCUUUCUUUUGCUCUAAUUAAAUUAAGAGGGAGAAGAGACAGAUGGCUCCUGUUUCAUUGCCUCCUGGUUUUCGCUUUCACCCUACCGAUGAGGAACUUGUUGCUUACUAUCUCAAAAGAAAGAUCAAUAACCUUAAGAUUGAACUAGAGAUCAUUCCUGAAGUUGAUCUUUACAAGUGCGAACCUUGGGAUUUGCCAGGAAAGUCAUUGUUACCUAGUAAAGAUCUAGAGUGGUACUUUUUUAGCCCUAGAGAUCGUAAGUACCCUAAUGGAUCAAGGACUAAUCGUGCUACGAAAGCUGGUUAUUGGAAGGCCACAGGAAAGGAUAGAAAAGUGAACUCUCAAAUGCGUUCUGUAGGAAUGAAAAAAACCCUAGUUUACUAUAGAGGUAGAGCUCCUCAUGGUGCUAGAACUGAUUGGGUUAUGCAUGAAUAUCGCCUCGACGAAAGAGAAUGCGAAACUCCUUCUGGUCUUCAGGAUGCAUACGCACUUUGUCGUGUGUUCAAAAAGAGUGCAAAUAUUCCAAAAAUUGGAGAGCAUUUUGCCUCAACAUCAAAUCAUCAAAUGGCUAGUGAACAUUCUUCUAGUAUUGAAUUAUAUUCUGAAGGAAGAUGUGAAGAUUUUGAAAGUUCAAACUACCACAUGCCGAUAGACACAAGUUCACCUAGCGUUGCCAACGGAUCCCCUCUUCAUGUAGGAGACUCAAGAGAUGGGAAAUGGAAGCAAUUCUUAUCAGAAGAUGCUUUUAGCUUCUCCUCUCCAUCAUUUUCAAGUUACAAUAACGUUCCUUACCCACCAUCAAAGGUUGACAUAGCAUUAGAAUGUGCAAGGUUGCAACACAGGUUUUCAUUGCCUCCACUAGAAGUAGAGGACUUCCCUCAAGUAGGACUAACUGACAUGAAAGUGAUGCACUCAACUUCAAUGCACCAAAACACAAAUAGAACAGAUAUUCUGCAAGAAAUCCUUUCUGUGGCUCAUGCAUCUCAAGAACUGAUAAAUCAGUCCAAUCUUCAAGAUUCAUGGGGUGGACAUUAUUCUCAUGAUACUAAUGAUUUCACUUUCGUAGCCGGGAAUAACGAUGUUCAUGGUAACUUGUAUGCUGACAUGAACUCAAUGAGAUGUAUGGAGAAAUCAUGGGGAGAUCCUAAUUUAAGGUCUAUAGAGAUUGGAAAUUUUGAUGAUGAUUUCAAGACUGAGAGGAUGUCAGAAAAUUUGAGAUGGGUUGGAAUGUCAAAUGAAGAAUUAGAGAAGAGUUUUGCAGAGGAACACAAAAUUGUCCCAAUAGAAAACAUUUCAAAUUUCCCCAGAAGGGAGGGGCAUGAACUUCAAGGAGAAACUGAGAAUCGGGAAGACUGCAUGGUAUUCAAUGAAACAGAUGAUUAUUCACUUGGAUUCAUCAAUGACGAUCCGAAUGGUAACUUUAUAGAUGAAGGCAAUAUGAAUGCUUUAGCUAGUUCGCCAAGCUUCGAGGUAGUUGAAGAGAUCAAAGUUAAUCAUGGAAUGUUUGUUUCGACUUGCCAAGCAGCCGAGACAUUCUUUCACCAAGUAGUGCCUUCUCAAACUGUUAAGAUCCAUCUAAAUCCAGAAUUUAAUGAUGACUUCUCAAUAGAGAAAGUAUACAUGCAAACCCCACAUGAAACAAGGUGCAAGAAUCUUACCAGGCAGAAUAAUUUCAUGGGAAUUAGCUACAGAUCGAUACAAUAUAACUGGAAGAAACUAGCAAGAAAUGUUGUUUGCAUGAUUAUGGUUCUCUUGAUGCAUUGUUUUUAUGUGGGAAAUGAGAAAGUUAUGAACGGGUUCAUGGAAAGUGGUUUUGGAGGAGAGAAGGAUUACCCUAGCAAUAUCAAGAACAAAGAAAUUCUAGAAAGAACCAAGUGGAGUGAGAAUAAGGAAAAGGAUUUGUUGGUUAUAAUAAGAGGUAGGAAUAAAUUAAGUGUGUUCCUCAAGAAGUUAGGGCUUUUUCUAACCAUUUCUUUAGCACUUUGUACGAUGUGGGUGAACCAUCUUAUGCUUACCUCUUGAAUCAUUUCUUUUUUUUUUUUAAUUUAAUUUUCUUCUAAAAAUAUAUAUAUAUGUAGAAUUGAUAAUUUGGGAUAGAAAUAGUACCUUCUCUAAAGUUGAAGGUAGGUUCCUCCUUAUGUGUUUUCAUUAUUGAUGCAUACCUUAUCAUAUACUUGUAAUUCAAUAACUGUAACUUAACUAGAUUAAUGGAAUUUUCAUGGUAUUGAUUCAA